This is a messenger RNA of Penicillium verhagenii, 1212 nucleotides long. RefSeq lists its product as uncharacterized. NCBI's taxonomy places the organism in Eukaryota, Fungi, Ascomycota, Eurotiomycetes, Eurotiales, Aspergillaceae. The coding region runs from base 1 to 1212 and encodes 403 amino acids. The record is from RefSeq and is a predicted model, not a curated record. The transcript is spliced from 5 exons.
AUGUCUUCGUACUACGAACCGCAGGGCUGGCAGGCUCCUGCUGCGCGCCAGGUCUCUUGGGAGCAGCCCGUGCCGCCGUCUCGGUCAGGCUCGAGCUCGGUCUCCCAACGCGAGGAUAGCCCGGCCUUUUCCUCCCAGUUUGACGAGGUUGAUCGUGCGAUCGACAAUCUCGUCAAGAGCGGGAAGCUGUGGAAUGCUCCUCGCCGGGACUCGAUGCCCAUGAUGAUGGGUCGUCCCUAUCCCGACUACGACCCUCGCAUGGGCGGUAAUGGUGGCCCCCAGCGACACCACUCGGUGAGCGAGUUCGAAGGCUCCCGAGCCCCUCCUUCCGGCAAUGCGCAGGGUUUCUACGCCUCGCAGCGGUACCAGGGACGCCCGAAUGAAGUAGAACAGAUGAUGCAGGCGAAGCGUCGGAUGGCAGCACAGCGUGAACGGGAGCUCCGCAACUAUCAUCAGGAGCAGCAGUACAACCGAAGCCUCCUCGCCGAAAUGUCUGCAAACAAAUCCGAUCGAUCCCUCAGCCCAGCUGCCGUGAGCGAAGACAGCCGCCGAGACCUCCUAGCUCGCCAGCACCGAGCCCUGUACGGCAACGAGAGCCCGGCUUUCUUCCCCCCUGGCCCCCUACCGGACGACAACUCUCGUCCGGAGAGCCAGGCUGCCGGAAGCACCCCCUCGUCCGCUGUCCGUGGAGCGUCUCCGCGCGGGGUUGACCCAUUUGGUCUGACCCAGGUUCUGGCUGCUGCCGAUGGCGCAUCAGGCCUGCAGUCUGCCUCACGGGCCAACAGUACCUCGUCGCCUAGUUCCGCCAUCAACUCCGGCUUCCCCGAGCAGCCUGUUCCCUCGACCUCGUCGCCCAGCGCUACUGACCUAUCUUCGUCUCGCCAGGGCUCAAACAAGAUGGGUGCCGGUCCUAUCGGAUCUCGACCAGUAGGACCGCAGACAACUGCACCAAACUCCAACCCGGCGCUGAACAAGCGCUCGACAACCCCAUUGCCCUCGUCUCUAGGCUACGGCUUCACCCCCGGUGAAGCCGCAGCUAAUGCGAACGAGCGCACCACGUCCGCAGCCUCGAACCCAGCCGUCACCGCUGCUGCCAACGCGCCCGGUCCCAAGGACUCGGCCGCUGGUGGUGUGGGCCUCGGCUGGUCCAACGGUGGUGGCGUCUGGGGCUCGAAGAGCGGGCUUGGCGUCCAGGCCUCGGUGUGGGGUUAA